Messenger RNA from Candoia aspera, 264 nucleotides. RefSeq names its product cAMP-dependent protein kinase inhibitor beta-like. Gene Ontology annotation, cellular component: nucleus; cytoplasm. The coding region runs from base 1 to 228 and encodes 75 amino acids. The record is from RefSeq and is a predicted model, not a curated record. The transcript is spliced from 2 exons. Gene Ontology annotation, molecular function: cAMP-dependent protein kinase inhibitor activity. Gene Ontology annotation, biological process: negative regulation of cAMP-dependent protein kinase activity. NCBI's taxonomy places the organism in Eukaryota, Metazoa, Chordata, Lepidosauria, Squamata, Candoiidae.
AUGACUGAGGUGGAGCCUGUGCUGGAUUUUGCAUCAUCAGGGCGCACUGGCCGAAGGAACGCCUUGCCAGACAUCCUGGGCUCACCAGCUGGCGUCAGCCCCACGGACUUGCCCUUGAAACUGGCAGAAAUGUCUAUUAACUCAGACAGAUCACAAGAAAUGCAGUCACCAGCCACAGAGCUGCCCCCACCAGCACCCCAAAGUCCAGAGUUGAAAGAUACCUCUUAACCCUUCCUCCUGGAAGUCAGCUGAAGAAGGAGAAGG